CGCCAACGUGGCUUGCUGCUGCGUUCAUGGAAGCUCCUGCUCUGUCGGAACUUUUGCUAUUUGGCACUGCUAUACCUUGUGUGAACACAAUGAAAGAGUAACUAAGAUUUUAAACUAGGUAUGGAAUAGUUGUUUACGACUUAAGACGGAACUAAAGACUCGCGCAACUACUAAUGUAUUAGUUGUACUGCUUUGGUACAACCACAACAGUUUGAAUUUAAAUUGACCAAUUUCCCAUGAAGGCAGCACUUUUCCUGGGAUCAGUAGCGGUAACUUUAGCUAAUUUCCGCUGGUAAAAUCAGAUAUUUAUGGCUUAAUUCACUGUGAAUUUGUCUUUAAGUAGGAUAUCCUACUACAUGUGGAAUAAUUGACUGUAUUUCUAAAGAUUAAAGCCAGGUAACGAUAGUUUAAAAGCGGGAUUUUAUAACUGCGAAAUGCCUACGGAAAUUAAACAGAGGAAAAAGACGCAAUCUCAAAAGCAAAACGAUGAAAUGCCGCAAAAUUCAUCUGCAAACGGUAAAGGUGACGCACAAAAAGCGAAAACGGAAGACGGAGAGAACAGUGGAGCAAAUAAAACGUCCUCAGGUCCUGACAUUAAAGGUUUGAUGUGUUUACUGUCGCUAGUAGCAUGCGGGGUUUUGAGCUGGGUGGUGCUGCAGCAGAAUGAGAGGUUUUCUCUAAUGGAAGAAAAGUAUAAAGCUCUGCACGGGAAAACCUCCAGGCUGCUGGACAUGGAGGAAGAGAUGGUGAAAGUUUCCAAAAAGCUCGUCGCAUCCGAGGACGACCUUCAGGAGGCGCUCUCUACCGUCUCCACGGCAACCAGACUUCAGAAGGACAUCUCCGCCCUCCACGCCGUCGCCAUGGCGAUGCAGGCCGACGAGAACUCGGCGUCCCGCGACCUGCAGGCGGUCAACUCCCGCUUCCUGAACGUGACGGAGACGUGGCAGGAGCGGCUGGCUGCCGUCACCGCGGACCUGGCGGCCCUGAAGGCCGAGUCACGGGAGGCGCACGCUGGCGCCACGGAGCGGGUGAACGAGGCCGAGCGGAGGGCCCAGGCGCUGGCGAAAAGGCUGGAGGAGCUGGAGGACAGCACGAAGAGGAACGCCCGCGUUCUGGAGCGGACGGAGGAGGACGAUGCCAAGCGGGCGCAGGAGCACCUGGACUGGAACACCAAGCAGAUCCACAAGCUGCAGGAGCAGAUCGGCAGCCUGAGCAAGAGGGAGGCCGAGCUGACCUCUGAACUCCAGGAGCACAUCCCCCGCGCCCAGCAGUGCGAGGAGCAGCUGCCGAAGGUGGAGGAGGCGGUGCGCUCCAUCCUGAAGCUGAAUGGCGACCUGAGCGGGGCGGAGAAGCGUUUGGAGGAAGUGACGCUGCAGGUGUUCGGCGCCGAGGACAGCAUGCUGAAAGCUUUGAACGAGAUCCUGGAGAUCAGGCAGGAGCUGGACCGCCUGCAAGCCCACAACAGCAUCCUGAAGAUGAAGAACGAGCUGUCCGUGGUCAAAGAGGCGGUCCGUGAACUCACCAUGGUACUGAGGGGAGACGGAGGCGGGACCCUGACUGACUCCGGUACUUUGGAGGAUGAGGAGUGGAAGGACGAAGAGGAGGAGCCGUGGCUGGAGGAAGAGCUGAGCGAACUGACUGAACAUCAUCAUGAUGACGUUUAGGGCUGAAACGAUUAAUCGUGAUUAAUCAGGUUUUACAGUUAAAACUCUUAAAAAGUGUUUGUGAUCCUUGUUGCAGUCAAAGCUGAAUUCUUCUCUGAUCAGGUGGAUGUGCAGCUUUAGCUUUUUCUAGUUCUGAAACAAUUAAUCGUGAUUAAUCGUUUUUUUGUUUUUGUUUUUUUAAAGUAAUGGUCAACUAAUUUUGCUGCAAAAACACAAAAUCUUACCAAGUAUUUU
This is a messenger RNA of Xiphophorus hellerii (green swordtail), 1898 nucleotides long. It is a transcript of the gene ikbip, whose product is annotated as IKBKB interacting protein. The transcript has 3 exons. The coding region runs from base 435 to 1664 and encodes 409 amino acids. Lineage: Eukaryota; Metazoa; Chordata; Actinopteri; Cyprinodontiformes; Poeciliidae. The record is from RefSeq and is a predicted model, not a curated record.